Messenger RNA from Myxocyprinus asiaticus (Chinese sucker), 1413 nucleotides. It is a transcript of the gene lsm7, whose product is annotated as LSM7 homolog, U6 small nuclear RNA and mRNA degradation associated. Gene Ontology annotation, biological process: nuclear-transcribed mRNA catabolic process; mRNA splicing, via spliceosome. Lineage: Eukaryota; Metazoa; Chordata; Actinopteri; Cypriniformes; Catostomidae. Gene Ontology annotation, cellular component: U2-type prespliceosome; U12-type spliceosomal complex; Lsm1-7-Pat1 complex. The transcript is spliced from 4 exons. Gene Ontology annotation, molecular function: RNA binding. The record is from RefSeq and is a predicted model, not a curated record. The coding region runs from base 55 to 366 and encodes 103 amino acids.
UGGCAGACGUCAAAGUUGAACACGAAGUGGGCGGGACAUAAAGCAGGUUUGAACAUGGCGGAUAAAGAGAAGAAAAAGAAGGAGAGUAUUUUCGAUUUGUCGAAAUACAUCGACAAACAUAUCAGAGUUAAGUUCCAAGGUGGUCGUGAAGCUAGUGGUGUCUUAAAAGGCUUCGACCCGCUGUUAAACCUUGUGCUGGAUGGCACCAUUGAAUACAUGCGAGAUCCUGAUGACCAGUAUAAGUUGACUGAAGACACCAGGCAGCUUGGUCUGGUUGUGUGUCGAGGGACAUCCGUUGUGCUAAUCUGUCCACAGGACGGGAUGGAAGCCAUUCCAAACCCUUUCAUUCAACAGCAGGACGGAUAAUAUACACACUAAUGCACAUAGAGACACAAUGUUGUUUUCUUGCAUUCAGUUCUCAACUCUGUUCCUGGAGGCCCCCCAACACUGCACGUUUUGUAUAUCUUUCUUUUCUGACACACCCAAUUCAGGUCUUUGAGUCUCCACUAAUGAGUGGAUAAGUUGAAUCAGGUGUGUUUGAUAAGAUAUCCAAAAUGUGUUGUGUUGGGGGGGCCACCAGGAACAGGGUAGGGAACCACUACUGUGGAUGGCUUUUUGUUAGGUCUGAAAUCAUGGAUAGUGAUGUCACCGAUUUGAAAAAAAAAAAAGUAACAUUUUGUAUUUAGACUCAGGAUUACUGUUUUUUUGUUGGUUAUGUUUCUGCAGUUUAUGAAACUCAAACGUAUUGGUCUGUUUUUUGUGUGUUGAUUAUGAUUUUUGAAAUAUGUGACAUGUUUUCUGUUUAUGAAAAUGGACACAUGGUGUUCCACUGGUUCUUUCAGUGUUUUAAUAUUGAAGUUAAUUUGGACAUUAAUAAACAUGUGGGAUUUCAUCUUUUCUAAUUUAAGCAAAAACUACGUUUACGACUGUACCUCAAAGGGUGGAUCCCACAGGCUUGUUUUUGUUUUAAGCUUUUGUAGACACCCAAAUUAAGACAUAGGAAAGCACUAUAUAUUCUUAAUGGAAACUGUUUACAGUGGCUUACGUUUGAAUACAACUAGACGCCUUCAGAUAACAGAUUGUCGUUUACCUUAAUGGUGUUCCCUCCUCUGUUUAACAUACCGGUACACAAAAUUAACUCCUGUGUUCAAGUGACUAUAUAGACUCAAUUCUGGGACCCUUUUGGGGGAAUAUUUUUUUCUGCAGUUAUCAAGUUGUAAUUGAGUAAAAAUGAUUGAGUUCAAAUAUAAAUCUUUGAUAAUUAUUUGUUAAUUGGAAAAGUAAAUGUAAAAAAAAAAUCAAAAAAAUUGUAGUAACAAUGACCAGAUUUUAGUGUUUGUGAGUGCAAUCUCUAUUAAAUAACUUGUUUAAAUAAAUAUCCAGUAGUUGUGGAUUACUGGAAAAUUCAAGGAA